Callithrix jacchus (white-tufted-ear marmoset) is the source of this 1259-nucleotide messenger RNA. It is a transcript of the gene TAX1BP3, whose product is annotated as Tax1 binding protein 3. The record is from RefSeq and is a predicted model, not a curated record. Gene Ontology annotation, biological process: receptor clustering; neurotransmitter receptor transport, endosome to postsynaptic membrane; cell-cell adhesion. Gene Ontology annotation, molecular function: protein kinase binding. Gene Ontology annotation, cellular component: postsynaptic density; adherens junction; basolateral plasma membrane. Lineage: Eukaryota; Metazoa; Chordata; Mammalia; Primates; Cebidae.
GGGCCGAGCAGGGCGGCCUUUGUUAAGCAGCGAGGGCGCGGCCGCAGGAACUCUUCUGCCGGCUUCUGCGAGUGGGGCUGGGCGACCAGAGUGGGGUCGAGAUGUCCUACAUUCCGGGCCAGCCGGUCACCGCCGUGGUGCAAAGAGUUGAAAUUCACAAGCUGCGUCAAGGUGAGAACUUAAUCCUGGGCUUCAGCAUUGGAGGUGGAAUCGACCAGGAUCCUUCCCAGAAUCCCUUCUCGGAAGACAAGACAGACAAGGGCAUUUAUGUCACACGGGUGUCCGAAGGAGGCCCUGCUGAAAUCGCUGGGCUGCAGAUUGGAGACAAGAUCAUGCAGGUGAACGGCUGGGACAUGACCAUGGUCACACAUGACCAGGCCCGGAAGCGGCUCACCAAGCGCUCGGAGGAGGUGGUACGCCUGCUGGUGACCCGGCAGUCCCUGCAGAAGGCCGUGCAGCAGUCCAUGCUGUCCUAGCAGCCGCCACCGCCUGCGACUCAUGCCUGCUGCCUCUUUGAACAGUAACACCACUUCCACACUCGGUCCCCAUCCUGGCUUCUGCUGAGCACUGGGCCUCAGCUCAGAAGGGCAACAGCUGAUCUCAGAGGCCCAUCCCCGGCUUGGGGCCUCUGGGACCAGCUUUCUUCCCUGGACACGCCUGGAGCUGAGUGGUAGCUGGUCUGCUGUGACCACAGGCUCAGGCCUGACCCUGCUGCCCGGCCACAGCAGUGGGUGGGCAAGUGGGAACCACCUCCUCUUGGGAGCUGCCAAAGCUGGGAAAUGUGGGGGUGGAGGGCCUUUCCCAGUUUGUCCAGGCUGCAGAGAACGGCUCCAUCCCCCACCCUUGUGUGUCCACCUCUACCCCCCAGUGCCUCUGCCCAUUAGGGCACUGGCCACACAUCCCGCCAGAGGAGCUAUGAAGGUUCACCUAACAGGAGCCAGGCAGCUCCUGCUUACUCCCACUCCCCCAGGGGUGCUGGCCUCCCCAGGGUUCACCUUCUUACAAAAUUAGCUGACAUUUCAGGGCAGCUCAGGAUUGCCAUUUUCCUCUUUGCCUGUGGGUUUAACUUUUGUAUUUUUUUUAAUCACAAGUUUGAUAGAAAAAUAUUUUUAUCAUACUCUUCGACACCCAUUCUGCUUUUGAAUGUAGCUUACUGAUCAUGUCUGCACACUUGGAAGUGCGCAGCCUGACUCCGUUACUGUGGAAGUCACUGCCGCCCUCCCCAACAUCACAUGCUCAAUAAACAGUGCUAGAAUUCA